This is a messenger RNA of Penicillium chermesinum, 3111 nucleotides long. RefSeq names its product FAR11/STRIP family protein. Gene Ontology annotation, cellular component: cytosol. The record is from RefSeq and is a predicted model, not a curated record. The transcript is spliced from 6 exons. NCBI's taxonomy places the organism in Eukaryota, Fungi, Ascomycota, Eurotiomycetes, Eurotiales, Aspergillaceae. Gene Ontology annotation, biological process: cytoskeleton organization. The coding region runs from base 1 to 3111 and encodes 1036 amino acids.
AUGGAUUCCCAGUCAGAGCCAGCCGGCGCCACAGGGACUGCUCAGCAUAUCGUUAAAGCUGACGAGGUGGAUCAGACGGGAACGGAUAUCUCACCGAUUCCAGACGACCAAUUGAUGGAGGAAGUGGCAGAGGAGUUGCGACAGGAACAGUCUUCUCCGAUUCCCGUGGCAGAACCUGAAAGCACUGAGCCUCAACAAAACACAAAACGCCCCGACCUACGACGAGACACUGCGGCGCCCCCUCCUCCUUUACAGCCUCCUCCACCUGCCCCGGUGCAGCAGCAGAAUAUGGAUCGUCCAGCUGAUUCGCUUAGUCUGGCUCAGCUCCGACGACUAGUACAAGAGAUGCCAAAGAUUGAGCAGCCGGCGUAUGCAUUUGAAUAUGCUGAUUCGCAAUCCUUCUCCGAUGAAAUCGACGAAUGGUUCCAAUACAAUGAGUUCGAUCGGGUCAUGUUGACCGGCGCAAAACAAACAUUUGAUCGACAGUGGAGGUUGUUCUGUCAGUCCCAGGAUUUGAACCUAUCAGAGCAGCCUUGGGUCGCGAGCCCUGAGUGUCUCCGCCGUACCUUUGUAUCUCAGUCUCUCCAAAGAAUACAGGAUUCCGAUAUUUCAGUACGAUUGGAGGCAUUGGAAAAUGUCUGUUACGCGGUCUCUGGAGUUUGGGGCACUACUGGAGGACAAGCUACACCGGAUUACCCCGAGAAUCCUGAUCCAAAAACAAGUACCGAAACUCCUCGGUCGAAAUCAUUGCAGAUCGAAUGGAUCGAAAGAAAUGUCAUGUUGGUCCAAGAAUGCUCGGGUAUCCCUAUUUUGAUCAAGAAGCUGUCACAACUUUUUGACCGCAGUCGAUCCCCUUUAAGUUCCGACUCUGAAGGCUCUGGGUUUGACAGAUCCAGUCCAGGGGAAAUUCCAGCUCCGGAACGAGAAGCGAAUUUAGUUCUCACCAUUCUUUACUUUACCAUUGAGGUUGGCCGCAGGCAAGAAGCUCGAGAUACCCCAAGCACACUCAUUAGGGACGCAUUAUCAGAAUCCAGCCCGUCCUUACUGGUCACCAUUGUUGAGAUUAUUGCACGUCUGCGCUGGGAUGAGACAGCUAACAUUCCUCUGACUCGGAUUAUUCUUCUUUUGUGGAAAUCCUUGCUCCUCGUUUUCGGUGGGACCGAUCAGCUUAAGAGAGCCAAAGAAGUCCUGGAGCCACCCUCAGUUUACGAAGAAGACUAUGUCAAUCGCCGAGGCCCAUUUCUGCAUGCAUCGCCUUUGGAUUAUCAUUUGUUCCGGCAAGAGAUCACAUCCAAAUACCCUGCCUACAACCCGCCACGUCCCAUCGUUCCGCUGGAACUCGAUAACAACACCAUUUUACCCCCAAUCCCGCAACACCCUAGCAGGGCAAACUCAUCCAGCGGCUUGUUCUGUGGUGUCGGUCCGUCGAUCUCUGGAGCAAAUGGCUCUAUUCUCCAGCAAGCUGUACAUAUCGCGACCCCAGCUCCCUCCCCACCUCCUUCACCUAUUGGCCCCGGCGGUAAAGCCGAAUUUCCCGCUCAUGUAUCCACCUUGGACGACUCUAGCAACGGUAUUGGUGGCAAGGGCACCACUGAACGCCAGGAUGCUUUGGUGAGUAAGCGUUGGGAAGGAAGCGAUGUACCCGCAUCCAUUAUCGAGGCCGGUCAGCUGUUCUCCACCCAUGUUAAAAUGACAAGAGCCAUGCAGCAGCUGUGGGACGAGCGUGAGAACUUUAUGAAGUACGACCGCGGGUGGAACUUCGAGAACGGCCACAGAGUACCCAACUUCACCGCAAUUGACGAUUUGAGCCUUGAAUUGGACGACUUGAAUCUUUCGGCGGGCUCGGAACCAUCACAGUCUAAGGAACCAUCGAAGGAAACUGAUGACGUCGAUAUUCAGCGGCGCCUGGAUGCCGUCGAAGCAUUUUAUUGCAAAACCUUAUCACACCUUCAAUCGAUAACCAUUGUUUUCCUAAAGAUCAUUCUGACCAAUGUCAGCGCGGUGGUGAGCCAAGGGGGCUCCCAAAGCCAGAGCACGGGCCAUGGAAAUGGCUCCAACGAUAUCUUUUCAGACAUAUCAAUUGAGGAGCUCGACAACAUUCGACUCCGAGAGAUCACUUCUAAGGCGGUUUCUGGAACCUUGCUUCUUCUUGUGAAAUGGUUCAAACGUUCGCACAUUCUAAAGUUUGAGUAUAUGACUCAGCUCUUGCUCGACUCCAAUUACCUCCCUCUCAUCUUGAAGAUGUUCGCCCACCAAGACGUUGACCAAGCUGUAGCCCAACGAAACGACCGUGAUGACUUGUCUUUUUUCAAUUUCUGUCGCGAACACUGCGCCAGUACAUCAGACCAUGCGGACGGCGGCGACACCGAAAGCGAAGACGAGGCCGCGCCACCGCCAAUUUCUCGAACCCGACCAGCUUUCCACACCACGGACUCCGUUCGCUUUCACCCUACAGGAGAAUGCAUGCCGGACAUUGUAGACGGCCCGACCCGGCCUGAAGUAGAUGAGCUGGGCUACCCAACCGCACCUCUCCCCAAGGAGCCCAUAACCGUAUUCUCCUUCCGCAAUUUUUUCUCUGCAAUCAACUACCUCCACAUUAUGCAAAAGAUCACUCGCGAUAAGGCACACCGCGCCCUCUUGCUUGUACAAUACAAGUCCAGUGCAAUCUUACGCAAGGGCCUCAAGAUUCCAGAUCCGCACUUGCGCUUCUACACCCUGAAACUCUUCAAAUCGCAAGUGCCAUUUUGCAGCCGCAAAUGGCGUCAAGGUAACAUGCGAGUGAUCACGGCUAUUUAUCUGUACUGCCGCCCCGAACUCCGUGACGACUGGCUCGCCGGUGCAGAUAUCGAUGGCGAGAUUGACGAGGCGCUGCCAUUGGAACAGGCUUUACGGGGUUUGACUCACUGGUGGCAUCUUCGGAAGUAUAAGGACAUCAUGGGUGGCCCAGAGGGCACAUCGAUGAUGGAGGAAGAGCGUGACUUUUUUGUCAGGGAGUUAGAGUCAAUGGGAUGGGGCUUUGCAGAGGAUCUGGUUGAGGAUUCAGACAUUGGCAAUCAAAUGGUCAAUGGGACAGAGUGGGAUGGAAGCCUUCAGAUGGAGAGCUGGGGCUGA